AUGCCCUACGACCUCCGCCCCCGAUCCCUACAAUGGGAUGAAGUCAUGGACAACGACUCCAACUGUGCCCUGUCGCCAACUAUAAGCAGCGAUCUGCGGUUUCCAGGAGUACAUAUGUCCGCGCAGCAAGAGAUGUUUCUGCUCUCGCCGCAGGCAACGGCCUACCUCGGCUCGAACCAGGAUUCGCCCGGCGAGCUCGGUUGUCCUGACGUCAAUGCUCCCUCUAAUCCCAACCGCCGACAAUCACAAAACCGCGAAGCGCAGCGCCGAUUCCGCGAGCGGCGGGAACAGGAGCGCAUCCAACUACGGAAGAAGAUGGAGGAGAUGCGGGCGGAAAACGACGCUCUGAGUCGGCAGCUGGCUGAGGCGAAGAGUGCGAAUCUCAAGCUCGAGGUGGACAAUGAGCGGUUAACAAAAGAGCUGGAGACGUUGCGGCGGCGGUGGCAGGAUGUGCUGCGGUUGAUGGCGGAUAUGGUGCAGCAGGAGGAGGUGGGGGAGGGGGGUUCACCAGCUAGUAUUUCCAGUGGCUCCUCGUCCUCAUCGCGGAAGGAAGUGCAUGGUCUGAGGAGUUCAAUCAUGAUGCAGAUGCUGGUGCUGUUGUUUGAUGAAAAGGGCGAAGAGGGGCCUCAUCGGACGAUGAUGGCGAGAUUGGGGGCUUUGUCUGGGGAUCCGUGA
This is a messenger RNA of Aspergillus pseudoviridinutans, 675 nucleotides long. Its product is annotated as putative bZIP transcription factor. The transcript has 2 exons. Gene Ontology annotation, molecular function: DNA-binding transcription factor activity. The record is from RefSeq and is a predicted model, not a curated record. Bases 1 to 675 code for a protein of 224 amino acids. NCBI's taxonomy places the organism in Eukaryota, Fungi, Ascomycota, Eurotiomycetes, Eurotiales, Aspergillaceae. Gene Ontology annotation, biological process: regulation of DNA-templated transcription.